AUGACGUUGAGGGUGCGGGACGGCAACGCGGUGGCGGAUUUCUCUGGGUAUAUCGACAUAAGGUUAGUUCCGAAUCUCGCUGGGUGCAUACGCUGCGCGAUCCUGGCUGCAGACUACGCAAAUCCCGAUGAAGAUGAGUUCAAGCUGCUCUCCGCGGCCGCGGCCGCGGAUGUCUGCGAGGAGGCCACGAGCAGUUGCCUCGACGUCAGCGACAGCAUGUGGUCCGCCGCGGCGUGCUACACGGAGUGCGCCUUCUCCGUGGAGGGCGUCCUCACAGCCACCAAGUUCUCGUCGCUUGCAGCUUGCCCGAGUGCACGGCGGCUCGACAAGCCCCUCAGCGCCGCAGGCGGACUUCCGGGUGCAAACGGCUCGCUCGGAUCGCAAGGGGAGUUGCAGUCCAUCGCGCAGGUGCGGGCGAAGACGAGGACCUUCUGGGAGCAGACAGCUGCGCGGGAGUUGACCGGAGCGACGCCAGCGCCGCUGCCGCCACCGCCGCCGCCGCCGACUCCGGCGCCGCCUGCUCCGGCGCCGCCGACUCCGGCGCCGCCGCCGCCGCCGACUCCGGCGCCGCCGCCGCCGCCGACGGCGCCGCCAACCCCAGAGCCGCCAGCGAGGCAGCAGGGCUGCACGUGGGCGCCCAUGGAAGAGACCGCUUAUUUCUUCAGCAGCGACAGGUGCGACCAGACGGGUUCGUACGCAUACCGCUUCUGCUUCCUAUACCUGUACUUGGCAGGCUUCUUCUACGCCACGCUGUUUGUCUGCGCGCAGGCCAUGAGGGUCAUCUCGCGGCCCGAGCCUUGGCUGCACAGCCCGGCCGUGCCCAACGAGUGUGUACUGUGGGUGAUGCUACGCGCGAUGGGCCCUUGA
Messenger RNA from Prorocentrum cordatum, 867 nucleotides. NCBI's taxonomy places the organism in Eukaryota, Dinophyceae, Prorocentrales, Prorocentraceae. The record is from the annotation of a GenBank genome assembly.